This is a messenger RNA of Quercus robur (English oak), 2598 nucleotides long. RefSeq names its product probably inactive leucine-rich repeat receptor-like protein kinase At5g48380. Lineage: Eukaryota; Viridiplantae; Streptophyta; Magnoliopsida; Fagales; Fagaceae. The record is from RefSeq and is a predicted model, not a curated record. Bases 490 to 2355 code for a protein of 621 amino acids. Gene Ontology annotation, molecular function: protein binding; protein kinase activity; ATP binding. The transcript is spliced from 3 exons. Gene Ontology annotation, biological process: protein phosphorylation.
UGGUUGGUUCUCAUUUUCAGCAAAAGCAAGUCAAGCACCGAAGAGUCGUCUCUGAGCUUUGACAAAAUGGCCUUCCUUCUUUGACCCGAACUUGAUGAUGAAGAAGAUGAACCCAACCCAACCUCUCUACUAGUCUCUCCUCCUGUACUCUCUUGCAAAGUCUUCAAAAAGCUUUCUCAGUUCACACUCUGCUUACAAUAUAGUUGGAUUUCACAUCACAACUAUGAUUCUUUCUCUUUUUACCUUCAUCAAUUUACACCCUCUCUAAUACCUGCGUUUGAAUAUUCAAACCAUAUCCAUCCCAUCCUUUCAAACCAGAGAUUGCCAUGUCUCAAAAACCCUUUUCUGGGUUUCCUUCAUUUUUCCGGGUGAUAUUGCUAUGAAGGCUUUGGUUGUUUUGGAUUCAGUAUUUUGAGCACUCUGAUGUGCAUUAGAUAGUAAUCUCCAAGUGUUUUUUUUUAAUCCGUAGCUCGUUUUUGUUGGCUCUUGAUGAAAAUGGUUCUGAAUGGCCGGACUCUUACUGUUCUUGUAGUUGUUUCUCUCUGGUUGUUGCUUAGCUGUGGUUUGAGCUACGGUGUCCAAAGUGAUAUAGAUUGCUUGAAAGGUAUUAAGGCUGAACUUGAAGAUCCUUAUGGUUAUUUGAACACUUCGUGGAAUUUUAACAACAAUACUGAAGGAUUCAUCUGUAAAUUUACUGGGAUCGAGUGUUGGCACCCUGAUGAGAACAAGGUUUUAAAUAUCCGGCUUUCAGAUAUGGGACUGAAGGGUCAAUUUCCUGGUGCCAUUAAGAACUGCUUAAGCUUAACAGGCUUGGAUCUUUCCAGCAACAAACUUUUUGGAAUUAUUCCGCAAAAUAUCUCCCACAUAAUUGGAUAUGUGACAUCUCUUGAUCUCUCAUCUAACAAUUUCUCAGGGGAAAUCCCAGUGGACCUGUCCAAUUGUACUUACUUGAAUGUUCUGAAACUCGACCAUAACAGGUUUACAGGUCAAAUUCCUCCACAAUUUGCUCUGCUUGCUCGCAUUAAACAAUUUAGUGUGGCAAACAAUCUUUUGACAGGGCCAGUCCCCUACUUUAAUCCAAAUGCUUCAAUUCAAGCAGAUAGUUAUGCCAAUAAUCCUGGACUAUGUGGUCCUCCUUUGGAUGCUUGCCCGUCAGCUUCAAAGAAGUCUCACACUACAGUUAUUGCCGCAGCAGCCGUAGGUGGGGUGACAGUUGCAGCCAUAGGCGUGGGUAUUGGUAUGUUCUUCUUUCUGCGUAGAGUGUCUGUGAAGAAGAAGGAAGAGGACCCUGAAGGAAACAAAUGGGCAAAGAGUUUAAAGGGAGUUAAAGGCAUCAAGGUAUCAAUGUUUGAAAAGUCAGUGUCGAAGAUGAAAUUCAAUGAUCUCAUGAAGGCUACCAACAGCUUUUGCAAAGACAAUAUCAUCGGGACAGGACGAACAGGAACUGUGUACAAAGGAGUCCUUGAUGAUGGCACUUCACUUAUGGUUAAGAGGUUACAGGAAUCUCAACACUCUGAGAAGGAAUUUCUGUCCGAAAUGGCUACUCUGGGGAGUGUGAAACACCGUAACUUGGUUCCCCUUCUAGGUUUUUGCCUAGCUAAAAAGGAGAGGCUAUUGGUUUACAGGUACAUGCCAAAUGGUACCCUCCAUGAUCAGCUACAUCCUGUGGAUGAUGGUGGCAAGGUUACAGAGUGGCCUUUGAGGCUAAAGAUUGGGAUAGGGGCAGCUAGGGGAUUAGCAUGGCUCCAUCAUAAUUGCAAUCCUCGUAUUAUCCACCGAAACAUAAGCUCCAAAUGCAUCUUACUGGAUGCAGAUUUUGAGCCCAAAAUAUCUGAUUUUGGCCUUGCUAGGCUCAUGAAUCCAAUUGAUACACAUUUGAGUACUUUUGUGAAUGGAGAGUUUGGGGAUUUGGGUUAUGUUGCUCCGGAGUAUGCACGAACUCUGGUGGCCACUCCAAAGGGUGACAUUUACAGCUUCGGAACUGUGCUUCUUGAGUUGGUGACUGGUGAGAGACCUACACAUAUCGCUAAAGCUCCUGAAGACUUUAAAGGAAAUUUGGUAGAAUGGAUUACACAGCUGUCGAGCAACUCUCAGCUUCAGGAUGCCAUUGAUAAAUCCUUGGUUGGGAAAGGUGUCGAUGGUGAGCUUUUCCAGUUUCUUAAAGUUGCAUGUAAUUGUGUAGCACCAAAUCCUAAGGAGAGGCCUACCAUGUUUGAAGUGUACCAGCUUCUAAGAGCUAUUGGGGAGCGAUACAAUUUCACAAUUGACGAUGAUAUGCUGAUGCCUUCCAACAGUGGUGAAGCUGAUUGCUUAGAGGAACUUAUUGUUGCUCGUGACGUGAAGGAGAAUAAUUGAAAAGGUAUGGAAGAGGUAUAUGGAUGAAUGUCAUAAUCCUUAUGUAAUUAACUCUAUUUGGUGUUUAAAAAUGAAAAAUAGUGUCACGUAUAAUUAUAAUGUAUUAAUCACUGGUUUUGACUUAUAUGUAUUCAGAAAAUACUGUAAUGCCUUCAUCUCAUCAUUUUCGAAUAGGUAUUUUAGGUCAACCGCUGAUGGUAGUCUUGCAUCCUAUAUAUUUUGUUAAAUAGAACAAUUUCGAUA